Messenger RNA from Fulvia fulva, 2361 nucleotides. RefSeq lists its product as uncharacterized. Lineage: Eukaryota; Fungi; Ascomycota; Dothideomycetes; Mycosphaerellales; Mycosphaerellaceae. Gene Ontology annotation, molecular function: transmembrane transporter activity. The coding region runs from base 1 to 2361 and encodes 786 amino acids. The record is from RefSeq and is a predicted model, not a curated record. Gene Ontology annotation, biological process: transmembrane transport. The transcript is spliced from 2 exons.
AUGGACGGACCAUCGCAAUCAUCAAAUCCGGGCGAACAGGACGACGAUCCGGACGUGAAGAAGCCAAAUGAGCCUGAGGCUAAGCAGCGAAGAGCGCGUGUAAGAGUCACGUCGAGAGCAACAGAAGUACCGCCAUUGCCACAUAGUCCACCUCGAACACGGCCUCAACAUCGAACCAGCUUGUCCCCAAGGCCACCAUCUAUCCUUCGAGGACCAUCUCGGGAGCCAUCGCCAUCUGGACGACCAGAAGACGAUCCCAACUGUCCACGAGACCGUGCUGCAGCCGCUGCACAAAGUCGAGGUCAUGCCUUGGCUAACACUGUUUGGCGCGACACACCUAGCAUUUCUGCAAGGUCAUCGUUUGAGUCGAUCUCAUCAUCAUCAUCAUCUGGAGACAGCGAUUACAACCUUCUAGGUAACCAGCAAGAUAUCGCCCUGCAGCCACUCGGGGAGCAAACACAGGCUUCGGACGAGCAGUAUGGAACUGCACAAACCGCGAUUUCCUUUCAAGAUGGAGCCUCUGUCGAAGUGGAGGCACAGAAACCUACAGCUGAGGCUGGUGAAGCAUUAGGCACGUCUGAUUCUACAGACACCACUAAGCCUGAGGAGAAGCCGAAGACCGAUUCCAACGAGAUUUACAACACCUCUGUCGAUGGCUUGUACCACGUGCCAGCACCUGAGCGCUAUCGUGGAGGUGUGCUAGGGCAGAUGCUGAAGUUGUACAAGCAGCCAGACUUCCAAUCAAUACGAGAAGGACUGGCGUCCUCAUCCAAACAUGCAAGCCCGAAACAUCGGCGCUCUCCUUCCGAUGUCGAGACUGUAUCGACGACACCGGAACGCAGGAAAUGGUACGACCAGAACGCCUCCCAGGAUACAUUGGCGACCCUGAUCGGAGCUUCUACCAACCUUGCUAAGCCUGCUCAACCACAAGAUGGUAUUAAGAAGCCUCGCCAUCAUAAGCGGGAUCAUAGCUUGGCUAGUCGCUUUAGCCAAUUCUUUAACCAAGAAGAAGCACAUGUGAAACAACACAUAGCAGGGAUCGUGGCCAGGCGAGAGUUCAUCCUCAAGUGUUGCCGCGCGUUGAUGCUCUACGGCGCGCCGACCCACCGGUUAGAGGAGUACCUCACCAUGACCGCACGAGCGCUGCAGAUCGAAGCUCAGUUCCUCUACAUCCCUGGAUGCAUGAUCAUAUCUUUCGACGACGCCGAAACACAUACCACCGAGGUGAAGCUGGUACGACUAACACAAGGUAUCGACCUGGGCAGGCUGAAAGACGUCCAUCGGAUCUACAAAGAAGUGAUUCACGAUGUCAUUGGCGUCGAAGAUGCCACUGCCCAACUUGAGGACCUCAUGGUGAAGAAGGCCAAGUUCCAUCCUUGGCUUCGUGUGCUCGUCUUCGGCCUCACGAGUGUCACCGCAGCGCCCUUUUCCUUCGACGCAAGACUUAUCGAUCUACCGCUAUCUUUCUGUUUUGGAUGCGUAGUCGGAGCACUGCAGCUAAUCGUUGCGCCGAUGUCACCGCUUUACAGCAAUGUCUUUGAAGUGAGCGCGACGGUGUUGAUCAGCUUUUUGGCAAGAGCGUUUGGAAGCAUACGAGGCGGUGAUCUGUUCUGUUUCUCGGCUUUGGCACAGGCUGGUAUUGUCAUGCUGCUGCCAGGGUACAUGUUCUUGUCUUCCUCGCUUGAGCUCCAAGCCAAGUCGAUCGUCGCUGGCUCCAUCAGAAUCGUCUACGGCGUAAUCUACUCCCUCCUUCUUGGCUUUGGCAUUACCUUGGGCGCAGCACUUUACGGCAUGAUCGACAACAAUGCAACCUCCGAACUCACCUGCAAAGCACCAAUGCCUGGAACAUAUGGCUUCAUCUUCGUCCCCUUCUUCGUGCUAUGCAUCAGCAUGCUGUACCAGGCUAAGUGGAGGCAAAUGCCAGUCAUGGUCUUGGUAGCAUUUGCCGGCUACGUCGUGAACUCCUACAGCAGCAAACGCUUCAACUCCAGCCCUCAGAUCGCCAGCACGCUUGGUGCGUUUGCUGUCGGUGCUUUGGCCAACCUUUACUCCAGGUUUCGACAUGGAGUCGCUGCAGCGAUCUUGAUCCCGGCAAUUUUCACGCAGGUGCCUGGAGGCCUGGCGAGUACUGGAGGACUUUUGAGUGGGUUACAGGUUGCGAACGAGAUUAACAACGUCACAUCCGCAGUUAACACCACCACUGCUGACCCGAUGGGCUUGGGAACAGGUUCAAGCUAUAUUGUUUUUGGGGUCGCGAGCAGCAUGAUACAGAUUGCUAUUGGCAUUACUGUUGGAUUGUUUUUGAGCGCUUUGGUGGUGUAUCCACUUGGCAAGAGGAGGAGUGGGUUGUUCAGCUUCUAA